UCGGAGAAGGCAAUUGAGGAUCAACUGAUUCGCGGAAAGUCACCCGGGACUUAUUUCAAGCUAUUUUAUUCUGAAUUUGCUUGAAAUGUUUAUGAAUAACAAUUCCAUUCACGGGCAAGACUAUUUAUUCGUUAAAACGUGGACAUUCGAAAAACAUUUGCAGCAAAAUAGGCUAGUUUGUUAGUGCGUGUUGCGACUAGUUGUGUAAAUUAUGUGCCAGCUUAAUUAUUACUAAUGAAAUGCGUAUAGAUUUUGGACUUGGAAGGACUAUGGAUUAAUAAUAGUGUUUAUAGUAUAGAACAUCUGCCUAAAUCUGAACUUAUUUGCGGUAACCGACAGGAAAUAUUUCAAUGAGUACCUGAGAGCUAUUUUAUCUAAAUGUCCCGACCAAGAAUCCUGAAAGCGUUCAACAUUUGCUCAAGAUGAUAAGAGAUCAGGAUCCGUCUUCGUCAUUUUCAGAUUAUCAAAGUACAUAUCUGAGACGACUAUCGCCUCCAGGUAGUCCUUCAUCAAAAAAGUGUUGCUAUGACCACAAGGAUUUCCAUUCUAAAGAGCCAUCAUUAUUUUGCUGUUGCUACUCAUGUCCAGGUCCCAGAUCGACGUCAAUUCUAGCAACACUAGGCGUAUGUUUCCUUGUAUUGGGGUACACCAUAAUUGGAGCUUUCACAUUUAUGGCUUUAGAAGGCGACUUGUACCAGGACACCGCAGUGGCUGCCUCCAAAGCUAAUCCUCAGACUGACAAUAGCGAAAUAGAUAUUCUUCGUGCGGACACUGUUAACAGACUAUGGAGCAUAACAGAAGACUUAAAUAUUUUGUAUAAGGAAAACUGGACGAAACUUGCCGCUGAGGAAGUGAUGCUCUUUCAGGAUGCACUAGUGAAAGCACUCCGCAACAGUGACAGCAGUUAUAAUACACAAGUUGGGACUAUGUCGUACUAUCAACAGAACUUACACAAGUGGAGCUUCAGUUCCAGUUUUUUAUAUUCACUCACAUUGAUAACAACAAUUGGUUAUGGUUCAGUAGCGCCCAGAACACCAUGGGGUAAAUUGGUUACCAUAAUUUAUGCUUUGAUAGGAAUUCCAUUGAUGCUACUUUAUUUAUCCACAACAGGAGAUGUUCUAGCCAGAAGUUUUCGAAGGUUGUAUGGAAAAAUAUGUGGCAGCAAAAUUGCCUCCCAGAAGCCGCAACAACAGUGCCCAUGCUCAAACAAUGUUCGUGUUCCUGUCACCAUAUGCUUAGUGAUCGUCCUGGCAUAUAUUUGCUCUGGAGCGAUGUUGUUUCGCCGCUUAGAAAACUGGUCAUUAUUAGAAGGAAGUUACUUCUGUUUUACCAGUCUUGGCACAAUAGGAUUUGGCGAUUUACUACCAGGACAAAACACUGAAGAAAUAUCUUUAUGCGCCUGUUCAGCUUAUAUACUAACUGGAAUGGCUUUAGUGGCUAUGUGCUUUAGCUUAGUCCAAGACCAAGUUGUCGCUCUUUUAAGAUGCAUUGGUGCUUCGUGUUCCAAAACCAAAAAUCUAAGACAGGAGGAAUCCACAUCAUCUUUGCCCGAUUCCUGACAAAGACCCACGACGGAGGGUGCAGCUCCGUCCAAAAUCGGUGGAAGACGAUCACCCCCUACGCUACAUCAUAACAGUUUACCAAGAAAAAGCAAUUUUCAUCGAAACACUCCUGCGAGACGCUCGGCAGCAGGAUUUGCAGCUGAACCUUCAAUUGAAUAUUUUGUGCCGCGCAGCAUGAGUGAAUUCGAUCUAUCUAUCGCUACGGAAUCACCUCCAUUACC
This is a messenger RNA of Dendroctonus ponderosae (mountain pine beetle), 1783 nucleotides long. RefSeq names its product potassium channel subfamily K member 18. NCBI's taxonomy places the organism in Eukaryota, Metazoa, Arthropoda, Insecta, Coleoptera, Curculionidae. The record is from RefSeq and is a predicted model, not a curated record. Gene Ontology annotation, molecular function: potassium ion leak channel activity. Gene Ontology annotation, biological process: potassium ion transmembrane transport; stabilization of membrane potential. Gene Ontology annotation, cellular component: membrane.